Molecule: messenger RNA, 1467 nt
Organism: Aureobasidium pullulans EXF-150
Lineage: Eukaryota; Fungi; Ascomycota; Dothideomycetes; Dothideales; Saccotheciaceae
Product: Thi4-domain-containing protein
Exons: 2
Coding region: 363-1361 (332 amino acids)
Biological process (GO): thiamine biosynthetic process
Source: RefSeq, a predicted model, not a curated record
CGAGCAGGUUCAACCGUUCUACGGUACGCUCAUCCAUCAUGGAUCGAUGCGUGAUACACCUUUCAGAUGGUAUCUUCUGAUCGAGACGAUCAAGGGUCAAGGUAACUUAAAACAACGGGUUAUACCUGAUGCAUGAGCGGGUGUCUGAUAGCGAGCUUCUGUCUGCCAACCCAUUGAUCUCUGAUCAUGGUCAUUGGUGUCAGAACUGUAUCGCCUCGCUAUCUUUCUGAGAUUAUACCGCCUGAACUUGAUUUUCUGGAUAAUACCAGCGAAAGGAUCAUGCAUAUCGAACCUCCCUCUUGUGCCUCCAAGGCAUUGUUCUAAUCAGCAACAGAUCCACACCAUCUUAAACCUACAUCACAAUGUCUCCCCCUGCCAUGAUCUUCCAGGAGCCCGUCUCUCCUACUGUUCCUUCCAAGAAGUUGAACCUUCCUCAUGAAGCUGCAGUUCCUGUUGGAGGACAGACCAAGCCUGAAACCAUUGAAGCCAUGGCGGGUGACUGGCAGUCUUUCAACUUCCGUCCCAUCCGUGAGUCGCAGGUCAGCAGAGCCAUGACUCGUCGCUACUUCUCCGACUUGGACAAGUACGCCGAGUCCGACGUCGUCAUCAUUGGCGCCGGCUCUUGCGGUCUCAGUGCUGCAUAUUGUCUGGCUAAGGCUCGUCCUGACCUGAAGAUUGCCAUAGUCGAGGCCGGUGUCGCCCCUGGUGGUGGUGCUUGGCUCGGUGGCCAACUCUUCUCAGCCAUGGUCAUGAGAAAACCUGCUGAUGCCUUCCUCCGCGAGAUUGGUGUCGCAUAUGAGGAGGAUGGCGAUGACAGCAACUAUGUCGUUGUCAAGCACGCCGCUCUCUUCACCAGCACCCUUCUCAGCAAGGUCCUGCAGUUCCCCAACGUCAAGCUCUUCAACGCCACUGCCGUCGAGGAUCUCAUCACCCGUCCCCGUGAGGACGGCACCAUCCAGAUUGCCGGUGUCGUCACCAACUGGACUUUAGUCAGCAUGCACCACGACGACCAAUCCUGCAUGGACCCCAACACCAUCAACGCCCCCGUCAUAAUCUCCACCACCGGCCACGACGGCCCCUUCGGCGCCUUCAGCGUCAAGCGCCUCGUCAGCAUGCAAGCCAUCAAAGCCCUCGGCGGCAUGCGCGGCCUCGACAUGAACAGCGCCGAAGACGCCAUCGUCAAGGGCACCCGCGAAAUCACCCCGGGCCUCAUCGUCGGCGGUAUGGAGUUGUCCGAGGUCGACGGUGCUAACCGCAUGGGACCUACUUUUGGUGCCAUGGCGCUCAGCGGUGUCAAGGCUGCUGAGGAGGCGGUUGCUAUCUUUGAGCAGCGUCAGAAGGAGUGUGCUGCCUUUUACUAAACGUGUGGCAUGCUUUGAGAUGUGGUUCAAGCUUCGAGCUUGAAUCAAUGACACGGUCGUUACCUGUAUUGAGAAUUGAAAUGACAAAAUUACGUUGAUGUGUUGA